AUGAGCGUGGACUUUUCUUACGACCUGGCCGAUCGUCCGGCUGGCCUUCGUCUGCCCAACCCCCCGCCGCUGCUGCACACCCGCUCGGGCAACGAACUCGCCACCGAUCGCCCCUCCACGCCCUUUCAGAAUGCCUUCACCAGUCCGGUUCAGACCCCGCAAGGGAGCCCCAGCAAAAACAGGAUGCCCCCGGGUGCGCUGGAUUUGCCAAAUGUCUUCGAUACGGCGAUGAAGUUGGCACCGAGCUCCCCCACCAAGGCCACUCACAACCACUACCAGCACCCCAUGUUCGCCCCACCCAAACCGUCCGGAGACGACUUCAACGAGAGCGUCAUUCGCCAGCCCCCGAGUCCCACGCGGAAAUCCAACAAGGAGAACACGCCACCGAGUUCCACACGCAUCCCGAAACCCCUGGGGUCCAACCCGGCCGCCGCCGCUAUUUCGCGUCACGAACAUUAUCAGACCCGCGAUGUCGAGAGCAUCCAGAAGCGCUCGGUGCAGAUGCGCGGGCUGACGGCCGAGGAAUUGGAGAAACUCCAGAAUCCCCGCGUCAAGCGACUGGUCAAUGUGACUCAACUGUAUUUCCUCGACCACUACUUUGACCUGCUCAGCUACUUGAACAACCGCCAGAAUCGCUUUUCCCAGUUCUGCUCAGCCUAUCCGGAGCCGCCCGCCACCCCGAUGGACGACUACGAGCCGGCGUUGGCGAAAUAUCUCGGGCGCGAACGGGCGCACCUGCGCAAGCGCCGGACUCGCCUGCGCCAGCACGAUUUCCAGAUCCUGACGCAGGUCGGCCAGGGUGGAUACGGGCAGGUGUACUUGGCGCAAAAGAAGGAUACCCGGGAGGUGUGCGCGCUGAAGGUUAUGAGCAAGAAGCUCCUGUUCAAACUGGACGAGAUCCGCCACAUUCUCACCGAGCGCGACAUUCUGACGGCGGCCAAGAGCGAGUGGCUCGUGAAGCUGUUGUAUGCAUUCCAGGAUCAGGACCAGAUCUACCUCGCGAUGGAGUACGUCCCCGGAGGCGAUUUCCGAACGCUGUUGAACAACACCGGGGUCCUGCACAAUCGCCACGCCCGAUUCUACGUGGCCGAGAUGUUCAGCUGCAUCGAUGCCCUGCACGCCCUGGGGUACAUCCACCGCGAUCUGAAACCCGAAAACUUCCUCAUCGAUUCCACCGGCCAUGUCAAGCUGACGGACUUUGGGUUGGCGGCCGGCAUGUUGAACCCCGGCAAGAUCGAGUCGAUGCGCGUGAAGCUGGAGGAAGUCGGCAACACCCCCGUCCCGUUCGGCCGCCCGAUGGAGCAGCGCACGGUCGCAGAGCGCCGGCAGGGAUAUCGCACGCUGCGCGAUCGACAGGUCAAUUACGCCAAGUCGAUCGUGGGGUCGCCCGACUACAUGGCGCCGGAAGUGCUCAAGGGCGAGCAGUACGACUUUACGGUGGACUACUGGAGUCUGGGAUGCAUGCUGUUCGAGGCGCUUGCCGGAUAUCCGCCGUUCGCAGGCGCUACGGUAGACGAGACGUGGCAGAACCUGAAGAACUGGACCAAGGUGCUGCGCAAGCCGGUGUACGAGGACCCGAACUACUUCCUGUCGCGGCGCACGUGGGACCUGAUCACGCGACUGGUUGCAUCGAAGGAAAAGCGGUUCAAGAACAUCCAGGAGAUUCACGCACACAGCUACUUCAGCGAGGUCGACUUCAACCGACUGCGCGAGCAGCGGGCGCCAUUCGUGCCGGAGUUGGACUCGGAGACGGACGCGGGCUACUUUGACGAUUUCAGCAGCGAAGCCGACAUGGCCAAGUACAAGGAGGUACAUGACAAGCAGCGGGCGCUGGAGGAGAUGGCCGAGCGAGGUGACAAGAUGAACAAGGGGUUGUUUGUUGGAUUUACAUUCCGCCAUCGCAAGCCCGCCGUCGACGGAACCAACCGGGGGACUCCACGGAAGCCUCUCCCGAUGGACGGGACAUUCGGAACGAUGUUUUAA
This is a messenger RNA of Aspergillus campestris IBT 28561, 1983 nucleotides long. Its product is annotated as serine/threonine-protein kinase. Gene Ontology annotation, cellular component: spindle pole body. Bases 1 to 1983 code for a protein of 660 amino acids. The transcript is spliced from 3 exons. Gene Ontology annotation, molecular function: ATP binding; protein serine/threonine kinase activity. Lineage: Eukaryota; Fungi; Ascomycota; Eurotiomycetes; Eurotiales; Aspergillaceae. Gene Ontology annotation, biological process: peptidyl-serine phosphorylation; intracellular signal transduction. The record is from RefSeq and is a predicted model, not a curated record.